AUGGAGCCAGAAACAGUAGAUAUAUCUACUCUUUUAUCACAAUGCAUUAGAGCCAAUCUUCCCAGCACUUUAGACUUUGCAAAGGUCCAAGUGGACAGGAUUAAUGCUGAGAUGAAGAUAUAGGAAAGCUUAAGGAAAUCGAUCCAGAAAAACUUGGUAGCAACCUUCUUCAAGUUGUAGUUGAUGACACUCAGCAAUCAGAUAUCAGACAAUUAGCUUGCAUUAUGUAUAAGAAUCUGUACUUCGAGAAAAAGCAGGAAUCUAAAUGGAGCGAAGUUCCCAAAGAAGCACAAGGAGAAUACCUAGAUCGUAUUUUGCCUCUUUUAGCAACAGAGCAUGAUGGAUUCCAACUCGCUGUGUGCAAUUUGUUAGCAAACUGAUUCUUUAAUGAUAUGAUGAUGCUUCUCAACUUCUUGAAAUCCUAUCAGGAAUCACUCGAUGUCAACUUCAAAAGAGGUGUCAGAAGAGUCCUGCUGUUUACUCUACAAGAUUAUGGAUAUCUUUCGCUAACAGAAGUGCAAACAAGGCUAUCAAUUCCUGUAAUUCUAGAUAUCAUCCAAGAAAUAUCUUAUGACGAAGAAUCGAUGAUGAUCCUCACAGCUGGAUUAAUUUAUUGAGUUGAAAAUAACAAGAAUGUCUUCUCCAAAGAGGACAUAAAGCUUAUUAUAGAAGAUAUCUUCAUCAAGGUCAGUAAAGCGAAGGCCACAAAAACGAAAGAUUUGAAACUCCAAGCAUUCUUGAAAACUCUAAUCCAGAUGUGCCUUGAUAAUUCUUCUCUGAUAAUGGAUAAUCUUUCAUUGAUAAGAGAUAUCACUACCUUAUCCAUAUUCAGAGGAAAUGAGAAGUCUAAAUCUCUUUCACUUGAGAUAUGGAACUCAAUUCUUCAUUUUAAUUAUGAAUUUAUAACUAAAAAUCCUGACUCUACAAAGGAGCUACCAUGACUAGAUUAUUUUCCUGGUCUGAUCAAGAUAAAUUUGAGCUUGUUUGAAUACCUCAGUGUUUAUACUAAACCCAAUGAGCAGUUGCUGGAAAGCGCGACAAACUGAAUGUACUGGAUGAAUCAGCUGAUCGAUGAAGAAAUGAUGAGUGUUCUUAUCAAUGCUACUAAAGAAAGGAUCGAUUCAGAAGAGCCUCAAAGCAAAGCAGCUGGCUUGCUUACACUUACUUGAAUUCUAACUUCCUUACCUCAAGAGACUGUGAUUGAGACUAUUAUCCAUAUCCUGCCAAAUAUAAUCAAGCUAUAUUCUCAUAAAUCAAAGGUAGUGAUUCUUCACUCAGUAAGGCUGAUCAGAAAAGUUGUUGAGAACUAUUUCCCAAUUCUAAUCAAUGAAACUGCCAUCAAAAUUUGGCAGGUCUGAGCAGUUGCAAGCCUAAAAGAAGAAUAUGAUAUUUUCAUUGAAACUUAUGAAACUCUAAAGUUAAUUUUUGGUCAGCCAAGAGAAGCCCCCUUUCUUCAACCAUUCGGGGAGCAACUAGUUAUCUCAAUGAUAGAUCUCUUGAUAACUUUCACAAUCGAUUCUGUAAGGAAGAGAGAAGUAGAGAAAAUUUAUGAGCUUGAAAAUACACUCUAUAAGUUCUUAAGCAGGGAUCCAAAGAAUUGCCUAAAUGAAUACUACUCCUUCAUUUUUAAGAUUUUUGAGGAUACCUAUAACAAUAAAUCUGAAGAAGUAGGCAAGCAUAAACUUUUGCUUUGAAUGAAUCUAAUUUGUGUCCUGCCUCCAUUAGACAUGGUCACUCCAAAUGGUAAACAAGUUGGAACAGUAUUAGAAGUCAUGACAAAGUACCUUGAGUCAGUACAGAGUGAAGAUCAAAUCAGCAACAAAGCUAUUCCAAACUAUAUAAUCACAAAGGCAGAUAGUGUAAUUAUAGAAAUCAAUGAGAUCCAAUCAAGAGGGCCUUCUCCAGAGGAUGAUUGGCUGUCCUUAGUCCUUGAGGUGGAAUACAUCCGCUCAGAGUUCAUUAAAAUCAACAACCAGCCAUAAAGAUAUGAUCCAA
Molecule: messenger RNA, 1995 nt
Organism: Moneuplotes crassus
Lineage: Eukaryota; Ciliophora; Spirotrichea; Euplotida; Euplotidae
Source: the annotation of a GenBank genome assembly